GGGCGGUUGAUAAAGUCACGCUCACAAUCUGAGCAGGACAAACUGAGCUGUGUGGUUGUACAAUGUGUGUAUCAUGUUUCCUUCUGACAUGGAAAUUUUCUUACUGACAUUGGAACAGUCUCACAACGAGGGCGAAACUGGUUAAGACAGGAAGGAAAGUAGCUUUGUGUCUUCUUCGUGUGCUCGCCAUGUGGGGCUACAGUGCUGUUUCAUGACCGUGAGCUUCAGCACUCCACUGCAGCCAGGUAACAAGUCUAAAAUGGACUGGCUGAAACCUUUAAGCUCCAUCCACAUCUGAAGGCUUCAGACCUCCAACAGGAUGGAUGUCCUUCCAAACACCAUCUCCAUGUCCAACCACAUACAUGGAGAUGAGAUCUCAUCUGUCCCUCCUCCUGCCAUGUCUAUCGAUAAACUCUUGCCUGCUCUACUUGAGUGUUUUGGGAUCAUACUGUGUGGCUACAUCGCUGGUCGGGCCAAUAUCAUCACCUCCACCCAAGCCAAAGGUCUGGGGAACUUUGUGUCAAAAUUUGCCCUACCAGCACUGCUGUUUAAGAACAUGGUGCUGCUGGACUUUGGCGAUGUCAUCUGGCCAUUUCUUUGGAGCAUCUUAGUGGCCAAACUGGCUGUCUUCUUUGUUGUGUGUGUACUGACGUUACUGGUGGCCAGCAAGGACAGCCGAUACUCCAAAGCUGGACUUUUCUCCAUAUUUGCCACCCAGAGUAAUGACUUUGCCCUGGGAUACCCUAUAGUUGAAGCUCUGUACAGAAACACCCAUCCAGAGUACCUGCAGUAUAUCUACCUGGUGGCACCAGUCUCCCUCAUGGUGCUCAAUCCUAUUGGCUUUGCAUUCUGCGAGGUCCAGAAAUGGAGACGUGAGCAACGGCAGCAGCAGACUAAGCUGCAUGUGAUCGGGAUGGUCUUUAUUCACGUUGUCAAGAAUCCCAUUGUUUUCAUGGUGGUAAUUGGGAUUGCAGCACACUUUGUCCUUGGCCCAAAGAUCCCAGAUUUUAUGAAGGAGUUUGUGGAUGGUUUGGCCAACUCUUUUGGAGGAACAGCUCUGUUUUAUCUGGGUCUGACCAUGGUGGGGCAGCUGAAGAAACUAACCAGGUCCACUGUGGUGGCUCUCAUACUGCUCAUCACUGCCAAAUUACUGGUGAUGCCUCUGAUUUGUAGAGGCAUGGUGGAGAUUUUGGACAGAGGGAAUAUUAGCUCUCAAAACCAGAGCAGUCUCUCUAACUAUGCUUUCCUGUAUGGCGCUUUCCCCACUGCACCCAGUGUGGCCAUUUACGCCAGUCAUUACAACAUGGAGCUGCAGGUGAUGACAUCAGGGAUGGUGAUCAGCACGUUCCUCUCUGCUCCUAUAAUGUACGUCUCUGCAUGGCUGCUGACUAUUCCCUGGAUGGAUCCCAAACCACUAGAAUCAGCACUACAGAACAUUAGCUUUAACAUCAGCAUUGUCAGCCUAUUUGCUCUAGUGUGGUGUGUUGCUGUCAGUGUAAUGAGUAAGAAGUUCCGCAGACGUCCGCAUAUGUUUACCAUAAAUCUGUUUGUGGCACAGCUGGGCGUAUGUGUAGGUAUGAUCGCUUGGGAUUUUGUGGUGGUUAAGGAUAACUUCAUUGGUCAGGUUUUGACCUUUAUUCUACUCUAUGGCUCGCUCUACAGCACUUACAUUUGGCCAGGUCUGAUAGCUCUCUCUCUGUUCUUGCUGAGGAGAGAUGAGGAGCUGAAGGUGCAGCCUGGUGUUUUAAUGCUAAUUGGUUGGGGAGUGCCAGGUGUAGCAAUAAGCAUCCUGCUCAUGGUGGGAGAAAAGAUGCCAGACACCAUUGACUCUGCCUUCUUUUUCGGCCCAGCACAGGUUGUGUGUACAGUGGUCGUAUUGGGUGUAGGUAUAGCUGUAGCUGGAAUCUCCCUCAUGCUGCUCAGCAGAGGCACACACGAAUAUCAAACUCUUGAGCAUAGCUCACUAAAUGGCACUGCAGAGGACCUCAGGACUGACAGCAAUACACAACCCCAAAGCACUUUUGAGCAGACCACCAUAGAGCAUGGUAAUAAGAGAGGGUGUCAGGAAUGUGAGUGUAACUUGUCGUCAGUUCAGGCUGUACCUAAUAAUAUUUGUAACAACAGUGCGCAGGACACACCAUCUAUACAGCCAGGUCAGUGUGGGAACUGCUGUGGGAACUCCUCUCAUUGUUUGCUGGUAGAAGAGGAACAGAAGCAGCAGACUGCAGACAGACAGGUGGCCAGACAUGUACUGCUCUGUCUGCUUCUCACUGUCAGUCUCCUGGCUAAUAUCUCCAGCUACCUCUGGUGGCUCUUCAGUCCAGUUCCAGGCAGACUCUACUUAGAGCUGCAAUUCUUCUGUGCUGUGAUCAACUUUGGACAGGGUUUUAUAUCAUUUGGCAUUUUUGGUCUUGACAAACAUUUAAUCAUUAUACCAUUUAAAAAGAGGAUAGCACGUCUGAUGUGGACUCAGGGACAGGAGGCAGCAGGUUCCUCUAAUGUGUCUGAAGAGAUCAGACUCACCUGCAGUCAGUUUCUCAAGUACCACAAAGAACAAUGUGUCCAGGACAUUGUCCAGACAAAGAGGUGUGGGGAGCACAGUGUAGCACACACAUUUCUUGGCAGUGAAAUGGUGCUGUGGCUGCAGACUGUUGGAUUGGCCAGUGACCAGGGGGAGGCACUGCUCUACGGCUCCCGCCUGCUGGAAGGCGGAGUCAUCCACCACAUCACUCAUGACUACGAUUUCCAAGAUGACAACCUGCAUUACUGUUUCACAGAGGGCUCUGUGGUCCCUCACUAAAACCGGAUGAAUAUUGUACCCACGAAAUAAAAAUGUUGGUUUAGGUUUCAGUCUGUUGAAUAUAACACCUGACUUAACCUUUAGUGUGAUUUAUGACUUGGUGUGUAUUACACUUGGUGUAGACUGACUUGUUUACAGGAUGAAAAGGGAUGCAAUUAACCAUGUGCUGCUUUGAAGAGUAAACUAUAAUAUGUACAUAACUUAACAUAUUAAGUUGUACAAGGCUACAGUGCACUGAAUAUUUAAAAUGCAAUGCAAGACUAUCAGAGCUUUAAGAAAGCCAUUAGACAUCCUUUUAUAUGUAUCUUAGUAUAUAAGGUAUAACAACUACUUUGCACUGACAAUAGACGUCUUCCAUUAAGGCACACUUUUCAGCUAAUAUUUCCCUAUUACAGGUCUAGCAGAUUAACAUUCUGUAUGGACAUUUUUACAGAUUAUGAUUUUUUUUUUUUUGGACUAUUCAAACACAUGUUGUGGUAUGUGUACACUAGUGAAUUAUUUCUGAGGUCUUCCACAAUGAUCAGUACAAAAAAUGUUUAUACAGAUACACUCAGGGGGAAAAAUGUUUUAUUUAUUUAUAAUAUUCAUUAUUAUUUCUGACUUUUUAAAGGUUAGGAUUUCAAUUAUGUUGCCAUACAUUGUCAUUUAUCCCAUUAUUCAGAGUUCAAAACACAUUCAACCACAUAACUCUAAUAUACAACUAUAAUAUAUAACUCUAAUAUAACACAUUGUAUGAGUGUGCCAUACUAGUACAUAUAUUGUUAAGUUUUUAGUGAUCAGUGAUGUUCCUAUGAAGGCUGAGGAAGAGGGUCUGUUAAUUUGUUGUGUGUUAAAAUAACCCUCUUAAAAGAUCAAACCUAAACAUUAGUUGCAGGGAUUCGAGCAGCAUUUCAGCAUGUCUAACGUUAGCGCUAUGUAAAACCGCAACACUGUCUGUAAGAAACAUGCUUAUCUGCUAAUAGUAUUUUUGGUGCUUUAUUUAUUAGAGGUACAGUUGUUUUCAUGUUUACAUUGCAUAUCCCUAAUAUUUAAUUUGGGUAUCAAAUAAACCAUUUUUUCAAAGUGCA
Messenger RNA from Pangasianodon hypophthalmus (striped catfish), 3867 nucleotides. RefSeq names its product G protein-coupled receptor 155a (gene gpr155a). Gene Ontology annotation, biological process: intracellular signal transduction; transmembrane transport. Bases 320 to 2800 code for a protein of 826 amino acids. The record is from RefSeq and is a predicted model, not a curated record. Gene Ontology annotation, cellular component: membrane. The transcript is spliced from 16 exons. NCBI's taxonomy places the organism in Eukaryota, Metazoa, Chordata, Actinopteri, Siluriformes, Pangasiidae.